ACACUUUCCCACUUUCUGGAGAAAAAUGUCUGUUUGCUCGGAAGAGAGCUGGAAAACCCGCUGCAUUGUCUGUGUCCGCCAAACUCUAAGGCGGUGGCGAACCAAGACGCGCCUAAUCCACGUCAAUGAUGGACACUUCACCAUCGCUGUGGGGCCCAGCCACAGGAGAGUCGUCAUUCCGACAUCGCACCUCAUCCACCCAACAUUCAGGUACCUGCUCGCGAAAACCGAAGAAGAGUACGGUUUCACCAACAACGGGCCGUUAACGAUCCCCUGCGACGAGAAGCUCUUCGAAGAGAUAAUCCGAUCGAUUUCCCGAUCUGAUCCGCCGUCGAACGCUGCCCGUUCCAACUGAGGCUGCAGCUUUGGCAUGAAGAAAAAUUUCCGGUUCUGUGGCGAUUCUGAGUCUCUACUGUUGCUUCGUGGGUUUGCUGAUGAAUAGGUGUAUUGAAUAUAUAUUGUU
Molecule: messenger RNA, 463 nt
Organism: Rubroshorea leprosula
Lineage: Eukaryota; Viridiplantae; Streptophyta; Magnoliopsida; Malvales; Dipterocarpaceae
Source: the annotation of a GenBank genome assembly